This is a messenger RNA of Aspergillus homomorphus CBS 101889, 1472 nucleotides long. Its product is annotated as AMP-dependent synthetase/ligase. The record is from RefSeq and is a predicted model, not a curated record. Bases 123 to 1421 code for a protein of 432 amino acids. The transcript has a single exon. Lineage: Eukaryota; Fungi; Ascomycota; Eurotiomycetes; Eurotiales; Aspergillaceae.
UACUAAAUCCGGCUCUAUAUAACGUCCGUUGAGUUUCGACAUUCUCAUGCAUCAUCACCAAGCAAAUCCUCCUUGCCACAUCACAUCCUCGGUGACUCUCUUCCCAGACAUUGUCUCACACUAUGGCACCCUUCAUCCCACCCCAGCUUCACGAGCUGAUCACCCAUGCCCGCACCCACUCUCCCUACUACCGCGCGCUGUACGCGCACCUCCCCUUGAACAUCAGCGACCUCGCAACCCUCCCGCUGGUUGACAACACAGCGUACUGGCGCGCAGCGUCAACAGACCCCAACAAUCCCAAGGGAGGGGUGCUGACCAGCGCGCUGACAGACGCGGUGAUCAUGCGCAGCGGAGGCUCGACGUCGGAGCCGAAGACGGUGUACAUGACGCGGGCGGAGUUCCACGCGACGUCCGCGAUCAAUGGGGCGCUGUUCGGGCGCAGCUGCGGCAUUCAGGCGGGCGACCGGGUGGCCAACCUCUCGUCGCAGGGCGGCAUGUACUCGGGGUUCAUGACGUACGGGUACACGGUGAUGAACUGCUCGGUGCCGGUCGUGAAUAUGCCCAUCAGCGGCAAGGAGCCACCUCCAAGCAUCACGGCCGACAUCCUGCAGUUCGGCGCCACCGUCGUAAUCAGCAACGUCUUCAUCGCCACAAAGUUGGCGACCUACCUGCGCGACCGCGGCCUGACGCUGCCCACGGUGCGCCUGAUCCUGUACACCGGGGAGCCGUUUUACAGGGACCUUCGCGCGCUGUACAACGCUGCCUUCCCGCAGGCCGUGGUCCGGCCGUUGGCGUACGCGUCCGUCGAGUGUAAGAUCGUUGCGUUUCCGGCCUACGAGCUAAACGAGGGGAACGAGGACGCGGACGUCGAGCCUACGUAUAGGGUGGUGGAUGAGGCGGUCGUGCUGGAGAUCGUUGGGGAUGAUGGGGCGGUUAUUCAGGAGAAUGGCGUGCGCGGGACGCUGGUCGUCACGAAUCUGCUCAAGAAGCUGCAACCCACCAUCCGGUAUCCCAUCGGGGAUGUGGGCGAGUGGGUGGAUGUGCAGGCUGGCUUGUUCAAAUUGAGGGGCCGCAGUAAUGUUGGGCUCAAGGUUGGCACGGCGCUGCUGGAUAAGGCGCUGCUCAGGAAGCUGGUCAGUCGUGUGGUGGGCGAGGGCGUGGCUGAUAGCUUCCAGACGGUCAUUCGGAGGAAGAACGCGCAUAAUAUCGUCUUGUUCCGCAUAGCGGCUGAAGCGCCCAAGGAUGCAACUGCCAUUCCGCAGAGGCUCGAGGAGGCGAUCAUCGAGGCGAAUCCGAGCUGGGCGCGCAAUCGCGAUGCGGGCCAGAUUGCUCCUGUCGAGGUGGAGUGGGUGAGGUUUCAGGAUUUGGUCUUUCUGGAGGCAAGUGGUAAGCUUAAGGAGGUUAUUGAUGAGCGGUUUUGACAUGCCAAACAUUAUGUACAUACGUAAAAUGGGGUUAGAUUUGUUCUAGUG